GGCCGCGGGAGGGAAGCAGCAUGGCGGCCGGGUGCGAGCCGCUGAGCGCGCCGCCGCCUUCCCCUCCUGCCGCGCCCGUGGCGGGGCCCGCGGGCCCGUUGCCCGAGUAGCCAGCGCCGCCCGGAGCUCGCCCGGCCAUGGAGCUCGCCCGCCCGGCCUUCCCGGCGCUGCCGCAGGCCAAGGAGGACUCCGAGGAUUGGACCUAUCCCAUGAGACGAGAGAUGCAGGAAAUUUUACCUGGGUUAUUUUUAGGCCCAUAUUCUUCAGCUAUGAAAAGCAAGCUACCUAUACUUCAGAAACAUGGAAUAACCCAUGUAAUAUGCAUACGGCAAAAUAUUGAAGCAAAUUUUAUUAAACCAAACUUCCAACAAUUAUUUAGGUAUUUAGUCUUGGAUAUUGCAGAUAAUCCAGUUGAAAAUAUAAUACGAUUUUUCCCUAUGACGAAAGAAUUUAUUGAUGGAAGUUUACAAACUGGAGGAAAAGUUCUUGUCCAUGGAAAUGCAGGGAUUUCUAGAAGUGCUGCCUUAGUUAUUGCAUACAUUAUGGAAACAUUUGGGGUGAAGUACAGGGAUGCAUUUACUUAUGUUCAAGAAAGAAGAUUCUGUAUUAAUCCUAAUGCUGGAUUUGUCCAUCAACUUCAGGAAUAUGAAGCCAUCUAUCUAGCAAAAUUAACUAUCCAGAUGAUGUCACCACUGCAGCUGGAGAGAUCACUCUCUGUUCCACCUGGUACUACAGGAAGUUUGAAGCGAACACAUGAGGAUGAGGACGAAUUUGGAAAUAUGCAAGUGGCAGCAGCACAGAAUGGGUGACGUAGGGCACCACUAUUCAUAGAGAUUGUGAAUUCCUGCACGUGGAAGUGAAGAAAAGUAGAAAAGAUAAAUUAACACAAAACAAUGAACACACCCAGAGCUUCUUUUCAAAUACAUGUUGCUUCCAGAUCUGCCUCUGCAACACACUAAGCAACAUUUUAAUAUGUUGGACUUCUUGAAUGAAUAGAUGGCACUGAUUGUUUUACUCCUUUUUUACACUUUACAGUUUUAUUCUAUACCAAGAUUUUUGGACUUGCAAAGAGGUAUUAUUGCAAUAAUGCACUUUUCAUACUUGAAAUUUCUUUAUUUGUAUGAUAUAAAGUUAUUACUUUAAACAAAAUGCAAGCUGGGGGGAUUUGUUUAUAAAGUUAUUUGUGUAAUUUAUAACAAGAGACUUUAGUAAAGAAAAGUUUGCUAAAA
Messenger RNA from Trachemys scripta elegans, 1229 nucleotides. It is a transcript of the gene STYX, whose product is annotated as serine/threonine/tyrosine interacting protein. Lineage: Eukaryota; Metazoa; Chordata; Testudines; Emydidae. Bases 138 to 809 code for a protein of 223 amino acids. Gene Ontology annotation, molecular function: protein tyrosine/serine/threonine phosphatase activity; F-box domain binding. Gene Ontology annotation, biological process: regulation of ERK1 and ERK2 cascade; negative regulation of SCF-dependent proteasomal ubiquitin-dependent catabolic process; protein dephosphorylation. The transcript has 11 exons. Gene Ontology annotation, cellular component: nucleoplasm; cytoplasm. The record is from RefSeq and is a predicted model, not a curated record.